Knipowitschia caucasica is the source of this 408-nucleotide messenger RNA. NCBI's taxonomy places the organism in Eukaryota, Metazoa, Chordata, Actinopteri, Gobiiformes, Gobiidae. The record is from the annotation of a GenBank genome assembly.
AUGGGGGGGGGGGGGUUCGGGAUAUCUGGGGUGUUGUGUACCGGGGGGGUGGGGGGGGCGCUGGGGGGUCUCAUGUGGGGGGGGCCCACCGGGGGGGGGGUCCUCGGGUCGCUAGGCGGGGGGGGUCGCCGGGGGGCGGGACGUGGUCACCACACCCCCCGCCGGGGGGGACUCUUCCCCCCUGGGGUGAGGGGGGGGUCCCCGGGGGGUGUUCAGCCGGUCUCGGGGUGGGGUAGGGGUGUGGGGGGGAGUAUCUCGUCGACGGUGUGGUGGGGAAGGCUCAACGUGGUGUGUGUGGGGUGGGGGGGUGUGUGUGGGUUGGACGUGGAAUCGUUGGAUGAGAGCAGCGAUAGUGCAAAAGCAGGUGUCCCCACUGUGCACCUGCUCUUGGUCGACGACGAUGAUUGA